CCUCUAAGCUCGUCUUAUCUGGGGUCCUGUCGCCGUCGCCGUCCCAUCACGCCGCCGUGCCGCCGUGCCGCCGUCUGCCAUGGCUGCAGAGUGACUAGUCGGCACCGAGCCGCGUGGUCGACGCGGAGGUCCCAGUCCCAGUGGUCACCGGCGAGGUCGCCGCGCGGGAAACGCAGCAGCAGCUCGUGUGGCAGGCGGUGUCCGCGGCGUCCCCAUGUGGCGCGGGGCCGGCGGCGUCCCCGACGGGCUGCCCCUGGCGGAGAUGGGCGAGUCCAACCACCACGACCACGGCCGCAAGGACUCGGCGUGCGACAACGACCUCUGGCCCCCCGACCCGGACCUGCCGCUGCUGCCGCCGCCGCCGCGGCCCUUCGUGCGCAUGGGUAGCACGAUGACGGGGUCGGAGGCCUCGCUGCCGGGGCCGCGCCGCAAGGAGCAGCGCCGCCAGGAGUGGCUCAACUCGGAGAUCCUCAACGCCGUGCUGAGCGGCGCGGAGGUGGAGAAGGUGGCGCAGCUGAUGGAGAACGGCGGCGAGGCCAACGCCGUGUGCAGCCCGACGCGCACCUCGGCCCUGCACUUGUGCGCCAUCCGCGUGAUGCUCGCCCCGGGCGCGCAGGCCGGCGCCGUGGCCGUGGCCUCGCUGCUGCUCAAGCACGGCGCCGACAUCGCGCACCGCGACCACUGCGACCGCACCGCCCUGCACCUGGCGGCGUGGGCCGGCGCCUCAGAGCUCCUCGACCUCCUGCUCAAGAGCUACCAGGCGCACCCGCGGCCCGGAGAGCCCUCCCUGCUCGGCAUCCGCACCAGGAGCCCCAGGGACCACGGCGAGAGGGAGCCCUUCCCCGCGUCCUGGAACGACUCCUGGAACCACGCGCACAGCGCCGUAGGAGACGCUCUGCCCUACCUGGAGCCGGGCAGCACGGCGCUGCACAUCGCCUGCCAGCGGGUGCACCUGCGCUGCAUCCGCCUGCUCACGUCGGCGGGGGCGGACCGGUCCGUGCUCGACGACCGCGGCUUCACGCCCAUCGACGUGCUCCAUGAGUUCCCCGGGUCGGGCGAGGACGAGGACGGCGGCGCGGUCGUCACUGAGGUCAAGAACGAGGACGCGGAGCGCGACGCCCCGGACGACGAGGCCCCGCCCCAUGCGGUGGAGGGCAGGACCGUGGUGGUGCGGCCCCCGGACGACGCCGUGCACGCCGUGCACCCCGCGCACCCCGUCCAGGACGACAUCAAGUCCGCCGUCAAGAAGGCGGCCGCUGGAGGAGUGCCUCUGGUCCGGUCGGCGCAGCCUCCGCAGCCGCCGCAGCCGGCGCGGAUUGCGUCCGCGGACACGCGCCUCCUAGAGGCCAUCGGCUGGCUCAAGAAGGAGGGCGCCGGCAACUUCAUGACCGGGUCGGCGCUGCACACGGCAGUCACCACGGGAUGUCUCAAGGUGGUCGAGACCCUGCUGAGCGUGGACCCGGACUCAGCCUACGCCCCCAACGCUAAGGGGGACACGCCCGUCCACGCCGCCAUCGAGGCCAGGAGCAUCGAGGCCCUCAGGCUGCUGAUGAAGGCCAACGAGAAGGCCAUCAACUGGCCCAACAGCAGCACGGGCACCACGCCGCUCAUGAUGGCCGUGGUCUACGAGUGGAACGAGGGCGUGAGCGAGCUGCUGCUGGCCAACGCGGACGUGGCGGCCUGCGACCACAACGGCUCCACCGUGCUGCACGACGCCGCCAUGCACGCCGACAGCCAGCUGCUCAGGGAGCUGCUCUCCAUUGAGGAGGCCAUGCAGGUCCUGGACGCCGAGAGGAAGGAGGACGGGCUGACGCCGCUGUUCGUGGCGGUCGAGUCCAAGAGCACGGAGCGCGUGCAGCUGUUCAUCGAGGCGGGCGCCAAGAUGACGCACACCCUCCCCGACGGCGUCAACAUCAUGCACCGCGCCGUGCAGCUCUACAGCCUCAACGUCCACGAGAUGGACGAGGAGAUCGUUUGCCUGCUGGCCGACCGGCUGUGCCGCUCCGUGUCCCUGGAGGAGCGCAACCUGCUGGACGCGCUGCAGAGCGGCACCAUGGACCCCGGACUGGCGCCGCUGCACAUGGCGGCCAAGAACGGGCACGCCAACGUGAUGGACGUCCUGCUGCGGUACGGGAGCAACCCGCGCGUCAGGACGGUGCGGGACGGCCCACUGUUUGCCGCCACGGCCCUGCACCUCGCAGCGCAGUACGGUCACAUCGACGUGGUGUCCCUGCUGAUCGAGCGGGACCGCAAGCUCAUGUCCACCAAGGACGGGCGUGAGUGGCGGCCCAUCCACAUGGCGGCCCACUACGCCCAGCGCGAGGUGCUGCGCUUCAUGAUCAAGGAGGGCGCCGACCUGGCCACCGGGGUGCGCGACGAGCAGAACCGCUCGUGCUCGGCGCUGUCGCUGCUCGUGCACAGCGUGGCCAAGCCCGUCGACUUCCUGGAGGAGCUGCUCGACGAGAGCAUCGCGCUCAACGAGUACCCCGUCAGCGACCACCGCGCCAAGAUCGACGUCCGAUACGACAUCCUCAUUCCGGCCGAGGACGGCGGCGGACUGCCGCUGACGACGCGCAGCGAGAGCUGCCCGCUGACGCACCGCGGCGAGGAGCAUCACGUCCGCCAAGUGCGUCGCCAGAUGCGCGUCAUCGACGCCAUCCUGGAGAGCGGCAACUACUUCGGCCAGCAGAACCUGCUGCAGCACCCGCUCAUCGAGAGCUUCCUCACGCUCAAGUGGAAGAAGAUGGCGCCCUUCUUCUACGCCAUCGUGGCCGUGCACGUGCUGUUCGUGUGCGCGCUCACGGGCCUCGUCGCGCAGAUCUACUGGUGGGCGGGGGACCAGGGCGCCGGCGUGCAGGUGGCGCGCGUCGCCGUGUUCGUCACCACUGUGAUAAUAGCUCUACAGGAAGUACUCCACCUCAUCCAGCUCCGCCUCAUGUACAUCCGCGACCUGGAGUCGUGGCUCAAGUGGAUCGCCAUCUCGCUGUCCGUCGUGGUGGCCUUCGUGGUGUUCGAGGGCGUGGAGUCGGCCGCCACGGCGCCCACCGUGUCCGUCCCCCUCUCGGCCAAGGACUCGCUGGACGAGGCCCUGGGCGGGCUGGAGCAGCUGGAGACGGCGGCGGGCCUGGGGGCGGCGGGGGCGGGGCCGGGGCCGGGGGCGGGCCCCGAGGUGUCGUACGAGGUGCGCGGUGGCGGCCGCCUCGGGGACCGCUGGGAACGCCACGUCACCACGCUGGCCGUGCUCAUGGCCUACACCGAGCUGCUGCUGCUGCUGUGCCGGUUCCCGCGCUGGGGGUUGCGAGUGCUCAUGUUCUACAAGGUGGCCAUCAACGUCAUAAAGAUGUUGCUGACCUUCUCCUUCCUCAUCGUGGGCUUCGCGCUGAGCUUCUUCGUGCAGUUCCGGGGUGAGGAGCCGUUCCCCACGCUGCUCGAGUCCAUGGGCAAGACCAUCGUGAUGGGCACGUCCGAGUUCGACUACGGCGACAUCUUCACCGGCAGCAACGACUCCAUCGUGGGCCGCAUGCUCUUCUUCAUCUUCCUGCUGCUGGUGCCCGUGGUGCUGAUGAACCUGCUGGUGGGUCUGGCCGUCUCGGACAUCGCCACCCUGGAGACCAAGGGCCGCAAGCGCGGGCUGGUGAAGCAGGCCGAGUUCCUCAGCACCCUGGAGCGCCUGGUGUACUCGCACUCCGUGCGGUGGUGCAUCCCGUCGCGGAUGCGCGCGCGGCUGCCCAUCUACAUCCCCGUGGAGCGCGCCAAGACCAUCUACCCGGGCCAGUCGCUGCGCAUCAUCUUCGAGGAGUUUCCCGAGAACAUUCGGAACGGCAUCGUGGCCAUCGCCAUCCGCAACGCGGCGCAGCGCUCCUCCUCCAGCAUGGACAUCAUGGGCAACGGGCAGGGCUCGGGGCCAGUGUCCAGCCCCGUGCACUUGCCGGGCUGCGGCGGCGCGGCCACGCACGCCGGCUGGGGCGCCGAGACCAAGCUGUACGAAGAGCUGUCGCUGGUGCGCCGGGACAUGGCCACGCGCCGUGAGCUCCACGACGCCAACGAGCGCACCGAGAAGAACUUCCGCGCCGUGCACCGGGAGCUGGAGGCCCUGCGCGCCAGGGUCGAACACAUCCUCAACUCACUGCCUAGAUGAUAAUAAAUACUCGAUAAUCCUUCUUA
Molecule: messenger RNA, 4164 nt
Organism: Thrips palmi
Lineage: Eukaryota; Metazoa; Arthropoda; Insecta; Thysanoptera; Thripidae
Exons: 16
Coding region: 215-4138 (1307 amino acids)
Biological process (GO): transmembrane transport; monoatomic ion transport
Cellular component (GO): membrane
Molecular function (GO): monoatomic ion channel activity; protein binding
Source: RefSeq, a predicted model, not a curated record